Phytophthora sojae is the source of this 1269-nucleotide messenger RNA. RefSeq lists its product as hypothetical. The transcript is spliced from 2 exons. NCBI's taxonomy places the organism in Eukaryota, Oomycota, Peronosporomycetes, Peronosporales, Peronosporaceae. The coding region runs from base 1 to 1269 and encodes 422 amino acids. The record is from RefSeq and is a predicted model, not a curated record.
AUGAGGUUCUCCUUCGCCGCUCUUGCCGCCUCCGUGGGGCUGACGCUCUCCAAUGGAGCCGUCGAAGCUCUCAACGUCAAGUUCCCCGGCGUCAACUACAUCCCGCGCAAGGGCCAAGACUGGGAACCGGACAGCGCCAAGUGUAAGUCGACGGCCGAGAUGCAGAAGGACCUGAACGCGCUCAGCGCCGUCGCCGACAAGGUCCGCAUCUACUCGCUGAUCGACUGCAACCAGGCCGAGACCAUCCUUCCAGCGGCCAAGAAGGCCGGACUUAAGGUCGACCUCGGCAUCUGGACGACGUUUAAUCACUCGACGCUGGAGAAGGAGAAGACCAAGCUGGCCAGCCUCAUCGACGCGGGCCUGUACGACGACAACGUCAUCGGCUUCGACGUGGCCAUCUACAUGUACGAGAAGUUCGAAGUUGAUACGGCCAUCAGCUACGUGAAGGAGAUCCGCGACUACCUCCGCAGCCGCGGGAAGAACACUCCCGUCACCCUUGCCGACACCUACGACGUGUACACUGAGAAGGUCGUGGACGCUGUGGACUACGUGGCCGUGAACUACCAGUCUUUCAUGUAUGGCGACGACGUGAACGAGAGCGUUGCCAACACGUUGAAGGACCUGAAGGACCUGCGUGUGCUGGCCGCCAGCAAGGGCAAGAAGUUCGUGAUAUCGGAGACAGGCUGGAGCUCCGGUGGCUUCCACCAGGGCGUUGGCGUGGCUACCCCCGCCACCCAGGCCAAGUACUUCUCGGACUUGUACCAAGUGUCUCGCUCGCACAACUUCGACUUCUACUGGUACUUUGCCUUCGACACGACCUUCCGCACGGAGAUCGAGAACGACUUCGGUGUGUUCUACAACAACGGCACGCUCAAGCGCAACUUGCAGCACCUGACGAUUCACACGAGAGACCCACGCGCCCUUCGCAAUGUCGGCUCGAAGCUGCUGCUGUCUGAGAAGGACACCAACCUGACCAUGACGGGCAAGUCGAGCGACUGGGUCGUGCAGGAGCAGCAGGUCUGGUUCUUCGACGCGGCCACCAAGCAGAUCCGCUCCAAGAGCAGCGACCGCUGUCUGGACGCGUACGAGGGAUGGAACAGUGGCAAGGUUCACGUCUACCGCUGCAUGGACAACGAGCUCAACCACGCGAAGCACCAGGGCUUCUGCCUCGACUCGGACCCGGCCCAGAACAACAAGGUGCAGCUCUACGGAUGCUCGCCGAACAACCCCAACCAGGAGUGGAGCGUCAUCAAGCCUGCCAACAUUUGA